Messenger RNA from Tachyglossus aculeatus (Australian echidna), 535 nucleotides. It is a transcript of the gene KRTCAP2, whose product is annotated as keratinocyte associated protein 2. The coding region runs from base 68 to 478 and encodes 136 amino acids. The record is from RefSeq and is a predicted model, not a curated record. The transcript is spliced from 5 exons. Lineage: Eukaryota; Metazoa; Chordata; Mammalia; Monotremata; Tachyglossidae.
GGUGUCGGUGUCCCCGCCCGGGCGUCUCGGGGACUCUCGGUGGCGGCGGCGGCGGCAGAGGAGCAUCAUGGCGGUGGGCACCGGGACCUCCCUGGCGCUGUCCUUGCUCCUGUCUCUGCUGCUGUUCGCCGGGAUGCAGUGGUUUAGCCGCCACCUGGGCUCGACGGAGUGGCUGACCGUCCAGGGGGGCCUGCUGGGCUCCGGGCUCUUCGUCUUCUCCCUCACCGCCUUCAACAACCUGGAGAACCUGGUUUUCGGGAAAGGUUUCCAAGCCAAGAUAUUUCCCGAGAUCGUCACCUGCCUCCUGUUGGCUCUGUUUGCUUCGGGCCUCAUCCACCGUGUCUGCGUCACCACCUGCUUCAUCUUCUCCAUGGUCAGCCUCUACUACAUCAACAAGAUCUCCUCGACGCUGUACCAGGUGUCCGGGCCCCCCCCGGCCCCCGCCAAGGCCGCGGGGAAGGGCAAGAAGCGGAACUGACCACCCCCCCCCCCCCUUUGUGCCCCCCAAAUAAAGCUCGACCGCCUUCGCAACCCC